AUGGAUAAAAAAAAAUCAUCCACAACUAGCAGCGUAACAUCUGCAGAAUACAGUACAAACGUGGUUUCAGCAGCAUCAAAACAGGUCACUACUAGCACUACUGUUACAGCUUCCUCAGAAGACUUUCGAGCACGACCAAGAAGAAUCGUGCAAAAUUUUCUUUUAGUAUGGCUCGAUGCCAAUAUUGACGAAAAAAAGGAAGAUUUUCAAAAGUUACUGACAGAGCUUCGAAAGAUUUUCGUGACAGUAGAACCAUUUACUGACGUCGACCAAUGUGUUGAUUAUCUAACAAGUGUAGAUGAUCAGAAAAUUUAUUUAAUUACUUCUCCGUUACUUGGUCAAACAACAGUGUCGCUUAUACAUGAUAUAGCUCAACUUGAUACGAUCUUUUUUUUCUGCUCAAACAAAGAUGAACACAAAUUUUGGGCGAAAGAAUGGGCGAAAGUGAGAGUCAUUCACGACUCAAUAGAGUCUAUAUGCAUGCAAUUAACAAAGGCGACACAAUCAUGCGACCACGAUGCAAUACCGAUGAGUUUCAUAUCAAUGCGACAAAUAUCAGAAGCAGCAUCCACAGAACAAAAUCUUGAUCAAUUACCGCCAUCCUACAUGUACUCGGUGAUUUUCAAGGAUAUCAUAUUAGAAAUCGAUCAUGAUGACAACAAAUCUGUGAAUGCUUUAGUGAACUUUUGCCGAGAACAAAAUAUUUCUGAAAUACAGAUAAACUUAUUACAGAGUAAUUACCACGAGAAAUCACCUAUUUGGUGGUAUACAAAACCAAUGUUUCUCUAUGGUAUGCUUAAUCGUGCCUUACGAAUGCUCGAUAUGAAAGUGAUGAUAAAAUUAGGUUUUUUUAUUCAAAGUCUGCAUCUGCAGCUGGAACAAUUACAUCAAGCACAGUCGGCAAAUUUUCAACAAGCUUUUACCGUCUAUCGUGGUCAAGAACUCAGCCAAAAGGAUUUUCAGAAUCUACUAGAUUCAAAAGGUGGUCUACUAUCCUUUAACAACUUCUUAUCCACUAGUAAGGAAAGAGAAGUGGCGACAAUAUUUGUUCAAGACACCCCAGAGACAAAUCCAGAUAUUGUGGGUGUUAUGUUUAUUAUGACAAUAGAUCCAAGUAAAAUAUCAACUUCAAUUACACCAUUUGCUAUUAUUGGUGAACACAGUGUUAUCCCGCAAGAACAAGAAAUACUAUUUACAAUGCACACUGUUUUUCGUGUUGGUGAAAUUAAACAGCCGGCUGAGAAUAGUCGUCGUUGGGAAGUACAAUUGACUAUUACUGACGAGAGUGAUCCACAACUGGCUGGUCUUACCAAUCGCAUCAAACAGGAGAUCGACGGCGAAGGAUGGUAUCGAAUGGGCCAGUUAAUGCUCAGAGGGGGUCAUUUCGAUCAAGCUGAGGAACUCUACAAUGAAUUACUCGAGGAUGCUUCUGAUGAUACUGAGAGGGUCCAUAUCUAUCAUCAGCUUGGGGUGAUAAAUUGUCAUCAAGGUGAAUACCAAAAAGCCGCCACUUUCUACGAAAAAUCACUCGAAAUCAAGCGAAAAACGCUUCCAAAAGAUGAUGCUCCAUUAGCGCCUACUUAUAGUAACAUCGGUCUAGUGUAUAACAGCAUGGGUGAAUACUCGAGAGCACUGGAAUAUUAUGAAAAAUCAUAUAAAAUCUUAGAAAUAUCUCUGCCUCCGAAUCAUCCCGAUUUGGCUACUUCCUACAACAACAUCGGUAGUGUGUAUGACAAAAUGGGUGAAUACUCGAAAGCACUCGAAUAUUACGAAAAAUCACAUAAAAUCUUAGAAAUAUCUCUGCCUCCGAAUCAUCCCGAUUUGGCUACUUCCUAUAACAACAUCGGUGGAAUGCAUAGCAGGAUCGGUGAAUACUCAAAAGCAUUGGAAUAUUACGAAAAAUCACAUAAAAUCUUGCAAAUAUCACUGCCUCCGAAUCAUCCCAAUUUGGCUACUUCCUACAACAACAUCGGUCUAGUGUAUUACGGAAUAGGUGAAUACUCGAAAGCACUGGAAUAUUACGAGACAUCACUCAAAAUAAGAGAAAAAGCUCUGCCUCCGAAUCAUCCCGAUUUGGCUGCUUCGUACAACAACAUCGGUUUAGUGUAUAGAGACGUGGGUGAAUACUCGAAAGCAUUGGAAUAUUACGAAAAAUCACAUCAAAUCUUGGAAAUAUCACUGCCUCCGAAUCAUCCCGAUUUGGCUACUUCGUACAACAACAUCGGUCGAUUAUAUGAAGAAAUGUAA
Rotaria socialis is the source of this 2247-nucleotide messenger RNA. Lineage: Eukaryota; Metazoa; Rotifera; Eurotatoria; Philodinida; Philodinidae. The record is from the annotation of a GenBank genome assembly.